AUGGUUUUCUCUACCUUUGCUUCGUUUGUUUUUAAUAAUCUUCCGGAAGGUACAUUAGCCAAAUGGAACCUUUUGGUCGGAUUUGCUGCCAUUUUUAAUACCAUCCAAUCCUACAUUACUCCCAAGCUGACGAAACGCGUAUACAGUAAUUCUAAGGAAGUAAAUGGACUACAAGGCCGCACCUUUGGUCUCUGGACUUUUUUGAGCGCACUUAUUCGUAUUUACUGUGCCUAUCAUAUGUCAAGUGCAGAUAUUUAUUUUAUCUGCCAGUGUACUUACUACUUGGCUAGCUUCCACUUUUUAACUGAAUGGCUUCUCUUUCGGAGUGCAAACAUGGGUGCUGGUUUGCUCAGUCCCAUCAUUGUGUCCACCAUAAGUAUAAUUUGGAUGGCGAAGGAGAAACAAAUUUAUCUUGGUCUAUUAGCCUAA
Molecule: messenger RNA, 429 nt
Organism: Schizosaccharomyces osmophilus
Lineage: Eukaryota; Fungi; Ascomycota; Schizosaccharomycetes; Schizosaccharomycetales; Schizosaccharomycetaceae
Gene: erg28
Product: Erg28 protein
Exons: 3
Coding region: 1-429 (142 amino acids)
Cellular component (GO): membrane; endoplasmic reticulum
Molecular function (GO): protein-macromolecule adaptor activity
Source: RefSeq, a predicted model, not a curated record